Messenger RNA from Gambusia affinis (western mosquitofish), 2193 nucleotides. RefSeq lists its product as uncharacterized. The transcript has 8 exons. Gene Ontology annotation, cellular component: external side of plasma membrane; membrane raft. Gene Ontology annotation, biological process: positive regulation of ERK1 and ERK2 cascade; interleukin-15-mediated signaling pathway; T cell activation. The record is from RefSeq and is a predicted model, not a curated record. The coding region runs from base 41 to 1504 and encodes 487 amino acids. Lineage: Eukaryota; Metazoa; Chordata; Actinopteri; Cyprinodontiformes; Poeciliidae. Gene Ontology annotation, molecular function: protein tyrosine kinase binding; MHC class II protein binding.
AAUCUGUUUUUAUCUUUUAUUUCAGUCACAAAGAGGAAAUAUGAUCAGUAUUUUCAGAUCAGCAGCAGAGAAAAGUCUCUCAGUUCAGCAGCUGAUAGACGGACAGGAGAUGUUGGUUCUGGUUCUGGUUCUGGUCGUUGUGCUUCAGUUUGAAGGAACCAGAGGAAAAAUUCAUCUGUAUCACAGAGAAGGAGAAAAUGUUGUUCUACCUUGUAACAGUCCUUCAUCAUAUUAUUUAUGCUCCAUUAUUAACUGGCUUUACAACAGAGAUAUGAGCCCACAUCGCACAGAGGUUAAAAAUGGAAAAGUUGAUCAGAGUUCAUCUCGAGCUUCCAGGUUAAAUUUGGACAAUAGUUGCUCUCUGAUGAUCAACAACAUCACUGCUGAUGAUGCUGGACUCUACGGCUGUAUACCUGGUUCUGGAUUCACAAUAGAUGGUGUCUUUCUGAAUGUUUUAACCAUUUCAGAUGCUGAUCCAACAAAGGAAGAUUUCACAUUACAAUGUUCUCUGUGGAGAUAUGGAGGAUUGACUUCUUGUCCACAGAAAAGUUUCCGCUGGUUUGAUGAGACAGGAAGUGAACUGACCAGUAAAAAUGAUGAUCGCAGCUCAAGACAAAGAUGUUUUUCUUCUCUAACUGUGAAGCAUCAGAGCGACACCAACAGAAGAUUCACCUGCCAGUUUGUUGAAGGAAAUGAAGUGAAGGUUGAAGUUCAAUACACACAUCAUGUGAUCAGACAAGUCCAUCUCUACCACAGAGCAGGAGAUGAAGCUGUUCUGCCCUGUAACAGACCUUCAUCAUCCGACUCAUGUUCCUCUGUUGACUGGAUUUAUCAGAGUAAUAAAAACAUGAACAGGAAACAGGAAGUUCAUAGAGGAAUGGUUCAGAGUUCACCUCGUUCUGCCAGGAUGAGUUUGGACAGAAAAUGUUCUCUGAUCAUCAACAACAUCACAGCUGAAGAUGUUGGACGUUACAGCUGUGGAUAUAAUACAGAUGUGUAUCUAAACAUGAUGAUCAUCUCUCCAUCUCCUACCGAUGCUGAUCCAGCAAAGGAAGAUUUCACUUUACUCUGUUCUUUGGUGAGAGAUGGAGAGUUUGGUUCUUGUCCAGAUAAAAGUUUCCUCUGGUUGGAUGAGACAGGAAGUGAACUGACUGGUGAAGAUGAUGAAUAUAAAUCUGGAGGACAGAUUGGUUGUGUUUCUUAUCUGACUGUGAAUCUUCAGAGCAGCAGAAGAUUCACCUGCCAGUUUGUUGAAGGAAACAAAGUGAAGAUAGAAGCUCACUAUGGAUCUGAAGGCCCCCCCGCCUCGUCUCCUCUGAGCUUCAUCAUGUUGACUCUGAAGAUCACAGGACUGAUCCUGAUGGUUGGAAUCACUGUUGGUAUCAUCAGAACCAGAGGAAGAAAAAAGCCUCAGAAAGACGUUAAUGUUCAUUUUGCUGUUGAUGGCGACUCAGUGAAUUAUGAAAAUGAUGGAGAACGUUCUGCUGCCGCCGCUCUCUACUGAGCUUCAUCACAUCCAUGAUGGUUCAUUAAAAAAGCUUCAUUUUAACUGCAAACCAAUCCAAAAGAAUAUGUUGCAUUGAGUAGUACAUUUUAUUUGCUUCAAAUUUAUUGUGUUUAAUGUAUUAAAAACAUCCUAGAGAAGUAUUAAAGCUGAUCAUUUAAAUUAAACAGUUUGAGAUUAGAAGCAUAAAAUGUGCAAAUGUGUUGUUUGUUUGCAUAUGUUGUGUUAUUUUGGAGAACUCAUGUUUUAUAAAAGGAAGUGAUGUAGAUCAUGAGCGAUUUGCUGAUCACUCAUUGGUUAAUGUCCAGAAAGUGGGAGGAGAGAAGAGAAAGAACAGGAAGUAAAAUAUGGAAAUUAGUUGACGUUUUAAAAAGUGACAUUUUGUUUUUCCUUAACAAGCAAAAACAAAAUGGACAUUUUUUACUAAUUACUUUGUCAUGAACAAAUGUCCAGAUUUAACAAACACAAUUUUGAUAAAGUAUGUCACAGCAUAAAUUUCAGUCUUUACCUUGAAACGUCUUAGAAGAAAAUCAACUUUCACUGAACUAUAAUGUUGUAAAACGGUUAUAUUUUAUUAGUAAUAAAUGUAUAAGCUGUUAUAAAUGAUUUUCUCAGUAGUAUCAUUUGUGAUGCUUUGAUAUUUUUAGUUAGAUGUUCAUUUUGUUUCUGUAACUGUUUUAUCCAGUUAA